AUGAUUAGUAGAAGGAAUCUUUGGAGCAGUAUAUCUGAUUUUGCGCAGCAUUGCUCGGGGCCAUGGAUCCUUAUGGGAGACUUCAAUUGUGUGCUGAAGGUUUCGGAAAAGAUAAAUGGGAGAGCCGUUUCAACCUAUGAGAUUAAAGAUUUUGUGGAUUGCUGUAUUAUGUCUGGCUUGUCGGAUAUGCCAUCGGCUGGUUGUGUGUUCACUUGGACAAACAAUUCUGUUUGUUCUAAGUUGGACAGAGUGCUUAUGAAUAAUAGAUGGAAUAUUAAUGGGUUGCUGGGUUAUGCAAAUUUUUUGCCUUCAGGAAGGAAUGUUAGGCGUAAUCAGAUUCCCAUGGUGAUUAAAGCUGAUGGGGAGGCCACCAAUUCUAGUGAGCAGGUUGCCGAGGAGUUUAUUAGUUAUUAUAAGUCACUCUUGGGGUCUUUUUCUCCCUGUGAGCCGAUUAAUUUGGAUAUCUUGCGGUCUGGAAAUCUGUUAUCGCAGCAGCAAGCGGAUAGUCUUAUUGGGGAUGUCAGUGAUUUUGAAAUCAAGGAAGCUUUAUUCUCUAUUGGCGAGGAUAAGGCGCCUGGUCCGGAUGGUUAUUCAUCUGGUUUCUUCAAGAAUGCGUGGCAUGUUGUGGGUGCCCAAUUUUGUCAGGCCAUCAAAGAAUUCUUUGUUUCAGGUCGCUUGUUGAAGCAGCUUAAUCAUGCGGUGCUUGAGGGCCUUGGUUUCCCAGAUCAGUUCAUUUCUUGGAUCAUGGAGUGUGUGUCUUCUACCUCCUUUUUGAUUAAUAUCAAUGGCAGCAUGUGUGGUUUUUUUCAGGGUGCUAAAGGUCUUCGUCAAGGGGAUCCCAUUUCUCCUUACCUUUUUGUGUUUGGUAUGGAGUAUUUUUCCAGAGCUUUAAACUGUGCUACAACUAAUUCAGAUUUCAAUUUUCAUCCUAAGUGUAGCAGGUUAAAGAUCUCCCAUCUUAUAUUUGCUGAUGAUCUUAUGCUGAUGGCCCGAGGGGAUCCCAUAUCAAUUCAGAUUUUGAUGGAGUGUCUCAAAGAGUUUAAAUCUGUUUCAGGGUUGAGGGCUAACUUGCUUAAAUCAAGCAUUUUUACUGCUGGAAUUCAGGGGCAUGACCUGGUGAAUAUUCUAAAUAUUUCAGGUUUUCAGCAUGGCAGCAUGCCUUUCAGAUAUUUAGGGAUUCCUCUUGCUGCGAAAAAAUUGAGAGUUUCUUUUUAUGCUCCUUUAAUUGAAAAAGUUUCAAAGCAGAUCAGUGGGUGGACAGCUUCCUCGCUUUCUUAUGCAGGGCGUGUGGAGCUUAUUAGAGUUGUGUUGCAAGGAGCUGAAUGUUUUUGGUUGUCUAUCCUUUAUGUUCCAACAGCUGUCAUUGAUGUUAUCUAUCGGAUGUGCAGAUCUUUCCUUUGGAAUUCUAAACACGCUCUGGUUUCAUGGAAGGAUGUGUGUCUGCCUAAAAGGGAAGGAGGGUUGGGUCUUAAGGACUUGAAGUGUUGGAAUUCCAGCCUUCUAUCAAAAGUUCUCUGGAAUAUUCAUAGUAAGAAGGACUCUUUGUGGGUUAAAUGGGUCCAUAAUGAGUACCUUAAUUCUUCAUCUAUUUGGGAUAGGAGGGUUAAGAAAGAUGAUUCUCCUUUGUUUAAGAAGUUGCUCAGAAUCAGGGAUGCCAUACGUAUGGCGGGUGGCUCUUUUGAGGGUGCUGUUCGUAUGAUAGCGGGUUGGACUGAUGCUAAGGGUUUAAUUUCCAACAGUGCGUAUGAAUUUUUUCGGCCUAAAGGGCAGAAGGUUCGUUGGGCCCCAGUGGUUUGGAAUGCUUGCCUUGUUCCAAAACAUGCGUUCUUUUUAUGGUUGUGUGCCAAGAAGAAGCUAUUAACUAGGGAUAAAUUAUAUUUUCUGGACAUUGAUCAUCACUGUCCGUUGUGUAAUGCUGCUGAAGAGUCAAUUGACCACUUAUUCUUUCAAUGCUCUAUCAGCUCAUAUAUUUGGAGGAAUAUCCGUGAUUGGCUUGGUGUCUCCCGUCUUUUGUCGUCUAUUCACAGCGGCCUUAGGUGGAUUUCACGUGAAGCUAGGGGUAAGUCUUGGAGGAGUGCUGUCAAGCGGAUUGGGCUGGCAGCUACGGCUUAUUAUAUAUGGUCUGCCAGGAAUAGACUGGUGUUUGAAAACUUGAGGCCGAGUACUGAGUCCAUAAUUCACAAAAUUAAAACAUUUGUAUACAGGACUAUUUUCUCUAUGUAUCCUUGUGUUUUAGUUCAGUAUGGGUUGUGA
This is a messenger RNA of Diospyros lotus (date-plum), 2253 nucleotides long. RefSeq lists its product as uncharacterized. The transcript is spliced from 3 exons. Bases 1 to 2253 code for a protein of 750 amino acids. The record is from RefSeq and is a predicted model, not a curated record. NCBI's taxonomy places the organism in Eukaryota, Viridiplantae, Streptophyta, Magnoliopsida, Ericales, Ebenaceae.